ACAUAUUUACUUUUAGCGUUUGUUGGAAAAACAGUAAACAAUAGCAAAUACAUAAUAUAGCUACGAAUGUUUACAUUUAUUAAUUUACCAACCCGGAACUCUCUUAUCCAAACAACGGUUUGCGCUAAGAAAAAAAGCGUAAGAUUGACCAGAGCAUGGCAAUUGGUAACUUCAGUUGGGAUUCAUGUUGUUUGUUUGUGGUGGUUCUCGGUGUCUAUAAUGCAAAUAUGAUAUUCAGCAGAACAGCUAAACAAAUCCGUUGUCAUCAGUACAAAAAUAUAUCUUUAAAUAGUAUUUUUUUUCUGACUGUUACCUUCGUCUGGACUCUGGUAUUUCACAGUCUGCUUUUUAUGACUAAGAAUUGGGGUGGGCUUUUUAGAAAAGCGCAUUUUAUUGGCAACUUAAAACGUCAAUCACGUUAAAUGCCCAUAAACGGAGUGUCAGGCAAUGACGACGAUGCUCGCUCACAGGCACGAGCGCCCUCAAGCAGGAACAUUCAACAUCUAGAUAUGUUUUUUUUUACCGAUUAACAUCGAUUUAAUCUCGAUAGAACCGUAUGUAUUGCAUUAACGCGUUUGUAGACUUGUUUAUAUAACAUUAUUUUACAUACAGUAAGUUUUGAGAAGCGUGUAUAGUGUUUAUAACGGAUGUGUUGAUGAAAGCCAAGCCAAAUAAACGCUGAACUAAAAGUCACUGUAAACAGAAAAGAUUUAAACUCAUCAUGGCCUCAGCUCAACCUCCAAAUUUCUCCUGGGUGGAUCCUGGUAAAGUGGCUGGAAUGGCAAUGCCCAGGAUGACCGCUCACUAUCAGUACCUGCUGAACAACGGCAUAAAGCAUCUGGUGAGCCUAAGUGAACGUAACCCUCCUUAUCACGACACCUGUCCAGAGCUGACCUUUCACCGCAUUAGGAUUCAUGACUUCUGUGCUCCAACAUUUGAUCAGAUAAAGAGGUUUCUGUCUAUAGUGGAGGAGGCCAAUGCAAAAGGACAGGGUGUUGCUGUGCACUGUAUGCUUGGUUUUGGCAGGACAGGGACGAUGCUUGCCUGCUACCUGGUAAAGAGCAGGAAAAUGAAUGGAAUUGAUGCCAUUAAUGAGAUCAGAAGCAUUCGACGAGGGUCCAUUGAAACUCGGGAGCAAGAACAAGCAGUGGUGCAGUUUUAUCAGCAAACUAAAGUGUAAAAUGGGAUAGGCUUCUAAAUCAUUUAUUUUUAUAAUAUGUAUAUGACUAAUGUACUGUAAAGCAAUAAUAUAUAACCAUAAACUUUCCAA
Molecule: messenger RNA, 1270 nt
Organism: Paramisgurnus dabryanus
Lineage: Eukaryota; Metazoa; Chordata; Actinopteri; Cypriniformes; Cobitidae
Gene: dusp23b
Product: dual specificity phosphatase 23b
Biological process (GO): protein dephosphorylation
Source: RefSeq, a predicted model, not a curated record